AUGCCCAAAGUUUGUGGAAAUCGCAACCUUUUUUCUGCGAAAGCCGCCUCUUUACCACUACCAGGACCGCCAACCCUACCGGACUCAUUUACGGGAUUUCCAUCUGUCGUUGAAUCCAUAGCCCAGCUACCUACCGAGCUGGCUGAUGAGAUCUUCUCACACCUAUCUACCCGCCAUCUCAAAAACCUACGUCUCGCUUACGUCAAGUUCUCUAAGGAUGUGCGUCCUUACUUCCGUUUCGAGCGAGUCUUCAUCUCGGCCAAUCCUCGCAACAUUGAGGUUUUCCGAGCGGUCGCAGAACACGAAACGUUCCGACAUGCCGUUCGUGAGAUCGUGUGGGAUGAUGCUCGCUUGCUGGAGGCUGAGGAUUAUGAAGAUAGAUUCGAAGAUAUUCGUCUCGACGGCGAGGAGUCUUUUGACGAAGAAUCAGACGACCCCGUAGAAAGCGUGCCUUGGUUUUACGUACGAGCGUGCGAGAACAAUAUCGAGGAUCUACAGACACUAGGUCACGCCGAUUUCGAAACCCUGCCGCAACAUAUCGAAACCGCGAAGCAAGUCCACGCGCAGCUGCCCGCGGAUGUAGCAUACGCCUACUAUCAAGGUCUCCUCCAACAGCAGAGGGAUGCCCUAGCUUCAGGAACCGACAUCGCCGCUUUAAGAUGGGCAUUAGACGGCGAUAUGUUUCCCAACCUACAAAAGAUCACCUUAACCCCCCUCGCGCAUGGCGUCCUCUUCACGCCUCUGUACCCUACACCCAUGAUUCGGAAAUUUCCACACGGCUUCAACUACCCGAUCCCCCGCGGCUGGCCCGCAUCGCCCGAUCCUUGGACAAUGGGCGCCGAGAGCUGGGACAGCGAGGAUGUCAAGAACAGGUGGCGUGGCUUCCGCCUCGUGACUGCACUCUUGGCGCAACAGACGCGAGCCAAGGUCCCGGAACUCGUUAUCGAGGGCAAUCAGAUCGGGUCAGGCCUGACAGCUGACAUCUUCUCGAGAGACGAAACGUGCAAAGAGUAUGACGAUCUCUUCGCGUUGGUCCAUAAGUCGGGGUUCUCCGCGCUCACAUUGCAUCUAAUGACGGGUGGCCAGGAAUGGAAAAGCUAUCAUGCCUUCCGCAACGAUCGUCUUCGGAAGCUGUUGUCUGCGAAUCUUCAAAAGGUCACAUUGGAGUUGGACCAGGACCGUAAUUACGAUUUCCAAGAAGGUUGGGGUAAUGCAGGUCGCCCAGAUCUCUUCGUCCCGCUGCGCUCCGUCUUCCCGGUCGAGUCGUGGACGCAAUUGACACACUUUGGACUAUCAUCUUUCCUCGUCAAACAACAGGAUCUCCUCGAUUUCCUAAGGGCGCUUCCGAAAACGCUUCAAUCUCUCGAGCUGAGUUCUCUCUGGUUCAUGAAGAAUUGCGGAAGUUUUAGGGGUCUGCUUGAGGGUAUCCGAGACGAGCUUGGCUGGCGCGGGAGAUCCGUUCGACCUCGUAUUUCCGUCCGAGUUGACUCGGACGCCCAUGUCGUGGCGCGGAAAGUGUGGCUUGAUAACGAGGUAGGGGAUUUUAUCUAUGGCAACGGCGAAAACCCCUUCCCAAGAGAUUUCACGGGCUACGGGCUUCAAAGGGGCGUCGGUAUAGAGAAAGAUGCGUUCGAGCCGAGAUUUGAGCGGCCGUAUGCCUCGCGUGACAAGAUGGUUGCUUUGGGGCACUGGCGGUCCAAUGUGUAG
Molecule: messenger RNA, 1707 nt
Organism: Colletotrichum chrysophilum
Lineage: Eukaryota; Fungi; Ascomycota; Sordariomycetes; Glomerellales; Glomerellaceae
Exons: 1
Coding region: 1-1707 (568 amino acids)
Molecular function (GO): protein binding
Source: RefSeq, a predicted model, not a curated record